Messenger RNA from Suillus paluster, 1414 nucleotides. RefSeq lists its product as uncharacterized. Gene Ontology annotation, molecular function: protein binding. The record is from RefSeq and is a predicted model, not a curated record. The transcript has 7 exons. Lineage: Eukaryota; Fungi; Basidiomycota; Agaricomycetes; Boletales; Suillaceae. Bases 78 to 1253 code for a protein of 391 amino acids.
AACGCGUCCGACAUACUGACUGGGGCUAUGUAUAACACGUGGUUACACUUCUCUGUCUGCGACCACUUCUUUCAGGUAUGAAUCGACGACAUGGAAUGGAGAGCAAGCUCGGGGUCGGUGGCGGCACAGUUAGCAUAGAGGCUCAGAACAAUCUCGAUAGAGCCGAAGAUUUAUGCCGCAGAAAGAAGCCACGGAAAGCUUUGCCUUUCCUUCUAAAGGCUAUGGAGGAUGGGAACAACUUGGAUGCUUUCAUCCAGGCUGCUUACCUUUUUCCUCUGCCGGAAGCGCUGAAGGCACUGGAGAAUGCUGAGGCCAAGGGCAAAGAAGGCUUGAAACAGCUUUUGGGCGCAACCUGUUUCGAUGAUGGCAGCAAGGAAGUUGGAAAGUUCCAUAGCAUCCUUGAAACGCGCCCGUACAUGCGCGUCCUACAGGCUCAAGUCCGACUUUAUUUUGAAGCCGGCCAGUUUGGUAAAUCUUCUGACACUAUGAUUGAGAUGCUGCGUCUGUGCCCGGGAGAUAACACGUCACAACGAACGUGGCUCGGAUCUAUGCUCCUAUGUGCAGGUCGAACAUCUGAUGCCUUGUCGUUCGUAAAACAGUGGCUUGCCCAUAAUCGGCGACAGACACCUCCACGAGGUGGAACCGUAUUUCAAACUCCUUCCUCGGAUUGCCUGACAUCCGAGCACGAGCAAGCACUGCUGAAACGCGCCGAUGGAUCGAUGCUGCACACAGCAGCUUUGGCCUGCUUUAGAUUGUGGGGUGAUUGCCCUGUUGCUCGACAGUACCUUCGAAUAGCUGCUCGUGCCAACCCCAUUAUCCUGACCAAAAUUCUGGCAAAAAUAGAAAAGCCUCGCAGCCUGAAUCACAACCCUCGUGGAUUCAAUAGUCCCGAGGAGGCUCAGGAUUAUCUUUGGCUGACCCAGAACCUGUGGAUGGACCCGGUGGUAUGGGAGUGGGCAAAUAAUAACAUGGACGCCAAGAAAGAACUUCUGAGGAGUUGUUCAAAUGUUAACUGCAAUGCUGUCGAACAGAAUGUUACGCAGUUCAAGCGAUGUGCGGCAUGCAAAGAAGUGGUUUACUGUACCCAGGAAUGCCAGAAGAGCCACUGGAAAGCUCAUAAACCAACAUGCAAGCAGCAAAAACAACUGAAAGAUAUGGUUCGUGCUUACCAAAAAGGCAAGCCGAUACCAGAUGGCGCGCAUAUGGCCUCCGCGGAUUUUGCUAAUGGCAUGUCCUUCAUUAACUGGGCCUAGCCAUAGCCAUCGGAGGGUCUCAUUACAUUCCAGUUUUUAUGUUACCGACCAUAUUGUACAUUAAAAUUCAUAACGGGUUAUCGCACAAGAUGCUCAGGUACUCACAGACAGUCGCCCGAAAUCACAAUGAACGUAAGAGUAUGGGACGACGUCAUCAUGCA